AUGUCGGCAACUACCUUCAAUCCUGACAAGGACAUGCCCGACAUGUCGGGCAAAGUCAUUCUCAUUACCGGCGGCACCGCGGGUCUUGGGGCCGAAAGCGCGAAGCGACUGGCUAAGAAAUCACCGGCGCACAUCUACAUCAGUGGUAGGAACGCCGCCGCUGCGGACAAAGUCAUUCAGGAAAUCCGACAGGCGGGCAGCAAGACAGCGGUGACUUUUCUCAAAUGCGACCUCGCCUCGCUGGAAUCGGUUAAGCAGGCCGCAGAGAAGGUUCUCAAAAGUGAAUCUCGCCUCGAUAUCCUGAUGUGCAACGCAGGCAUCAUGGCUGUGCCGCCGGGGCUCACGACAGACGGGUACGAGAUCCAAUUCGGUACCAACCAUCUAGGCCACGCGCUACUCAUCCGGAAGCUGCUGCCACUUCUUGAGGCGACCGCAGCAGCAGCAGAUGUACGAGUCAUUAUUCUCACCUCGGUGGGGUACAAGUUCGCCCGAGGCAUCAACUUCGACGAGGUACGCAGCCGCCAGGAGGGCACACUUGGUUCGUGGAUGCGCUACGGUAGAAGCAAGCUGGCCAACCUGCUGUAUGCGAGCGAGCUGGCACGCCGCUACCCGGCCUUGACAAGUGUGUCUUUGACACCUGGAGUGGUCAGCACAGGCCUGGUUGACAACCUCAGCCGAUUCAAUCGUGCCUUUGUCUAUGUGACGAACAUAGGCCAGGUUGUGAAGCCCGAGAAAGGAGCCUACAAUCAGCUCUGGGCUGUGAGCACUUUGAAGAAUGGCUUGCAAAAUGGCCAGUUCUAUGAACCGGUCGGGGCACUUCCCAACAACCUAUCUGACGCGGCCAAGGAUGCGAAGUUGGCUAAGCAGUUGUGGGAAUGGACCGAAACGGCCAUAAAGGCAUAUAUGUAA
Messenger RNA from Penicillium malachiteum, 909 nucleotides. RefSeq names its product oxidoreductase, short-chain dehydrogenase/reductase family. Lineage: Eukaryota; Fungi; Ascomycota; Eurotiomycetes; Eurotiales; Aspergillaceae. Bases 1 to 909 code for a protein of 302 amino acids. The record is from RefSeq and is a predicted model, not a curated record. The transcript is spliced from 2 exons.